UACCUUGGCGAGUUACCGGCGGUCACCGAGGUGUUGCUGAUGUAAACCGGUACCUGGAGCGGUAUAUAAGAAAAAAAGCCACGAUGGAGACUCCCGAGCUCUGAAAGCAGCACCGUAACCAGAAGAUGCUCUCUUUCACCCUGGUGCUGCUCCUGAGUGCUGCCGCCGGCGAGGUGGCGACUGACCGUUACGCGGAUGGAGCUGCUCCGUCCCCGGCUCUGUCCCCGGCUCCGUCCGGCUCCGCUACCGAGGAGUCCUCGCGUCCCGCAGUCGCUUUGGCCCGUUCGGCAGAGCAUCCGACACCGACGACGGUCCAAGACGACGCGUCUCACCACCACGGAGGGGGCUACAGGAUAGUGCAGUGGGAAUGGAGCUACGUCCAGACCCCGUACAUUAUAGCAAUUUGGCUCCUGCUGGCCAGUGUCGCCAAAAUAUUGUUUCACUUCUCACAGCGCUUCACCACGGUGGUCCCAGAGAGCUGUAUGCUGAUUCUGUUGGGUCUGAUCCUGGGUGGUGUGGUGCUCCUCGCAAGCAAGAAGCAGCUCUACCAGCUAGACCCUGGCCUCUUCUUCCUCUUCCUGCUCCCCACGAUAGUAGGGGAUGCUGGAUAUUUUAUGCCUGCACGCCUGUUCUUCGACAACCUGGGUGCCAUUUUGAUGUAUGCGGUAGUGGGGACUCUGUGGAAUGCCUUCUGUACUGGGUUCUGUCUCUAUGGAGUGAAACAGGCAGGAGUGAUUGAUGAUAAGGUGGAGGCAGGACUGAUGGAGUUCCUGCUGUUCGGAGCUCUGAUCUCAGCCGUCGAUCCUGUCGCAGUGCUCGCUGUGUUCGAGGAGGUCCACGUUAACGAGAUGCUCUUCAUCAUCGUCUUCGGCGAAUCGCUCGUCAACGACGCAGUCACUGUGGUGAUGUAUAAGGUUUACAUCUCCUUUGUAGCAGUGGGUCCUGGAAAUGUCCAAACAGCAGACUACUUCAAAGGUGUUGCCUCCUUCCUCAUCGUUAGCAUCGGGGGGACGCUUGUGGGACUGAUUUUUGCUGUUAUUCUGGCCUUCAUCACUCGUUUCACCAAGAGGGUGCGCAUCAUUGAGCCGCUGUUUGUCUUCCUGCUGGUGUAUCUGGCUUACCUUACAGCCGAACUCUUCUCUCUCUCCGCUAUUCUCUCAAUGACCUUCUGUGGCAUUGGCUGCAACAAGUAUGUGGAGGCCAAUAUAUCCCAGAAGUCCCGCACUGCUGUCAAGUACACGAUGAAGACUCUAGCUAGUAUCGCUGAGACCAUCAUCUUCAUUUUUCUUGGCAUUUCAGCUGUGGACAAGACCAAAUGGGCCUGGGAUACUGGCCUUAUCGUGUGUACUCUUAUAUUCAUCUUAGUCUUCAGAGCCAUAGGUGUAGUCGGACAGACCUGGAUUCUAAACAAGUUUCGACUUGUUCAUCUGGAAAAGAUUGACCAGGUGGUGAUGUCAUACGGUGGCCUGAGAGGUGCAGUUGCAUUUGCCCUGGUGGUAUUACUGGAUGAGGAGCAUGUGAAGGCGAAGGAUUACUUCGUCGCCACGACUAUUGUUGUGAUUUUCUUCACAGUCAUGUUUCAGGGUCUGACCAUCAAGCCUCUGGUUAAAUGGCUCAAGGUUCCUCGCAGCACUAACAGAAAACCUACAAUUAAUGAAGAGAUCCAUGAGCGUGCCUUUGACCACAUUCUUGCUGCUGUGGAAGACAUUGCUGGUCUGAAUGGUUACCAUCACUGGAGGGACAAAUGGGAACAGUUUGACAAAAACUAUCUGAGUAAACUGUUGAUGCGCAAAUCCGUGUACCAUAAAAGCGAGUUGUGGGAGGCGUAUCAGAAAAUCAACAUCAGAGACGCUAUCAGUGUUAUUGACCAGGGUGGCAACAUUUUAACCUCUGCUAGACUCUCACUCCCCUCUAUGGCCAGUAGAGCAUCCUUUCCAGAGAUGACCAAUGUUACCAACUACCUGAGAGAGAAUGGUAGUGGUGUGUGUCUGGAUCUUCAGGUGAUUGACACAAUCCCAAGUGCAAAAGUCGAGGAGGAAACAGAAACACAUCAUGUUCUGGCUGGGAAUCUGUACAAACCCAGGAGAAGGUACCAGUCUCACUACAGUCGUCACUUCAUGACUGCGGGUGAUCAGGAAAGGCAGGACCGGGAAGUGUUCCAGAGAAACAUGCGCAGCCGCCUGGAGUCCUUCAAAUCCACCCAGUACAAACGACACAAGAAGGACCGCAGCCAGAAGAAGCGCAAAGGGUCAGAUGCAAAGGAGCAAGAAACCAUCGAAAAGCCCAGGAGAAAUGUCAGCUGGCAAGACAAAGACCCUGUAGUAAUACCACUCGAGCCUGGGGAAGAGAAGGCAGAGCAUUCAGAGGCAGAGAAGGAUGAGGAUGUUGGCAUCACCUUUGUGGCCCACAGAGGUUCAGAAACACCAACGGCACGGCCCAAAUCAGAUUCAUCUGUUACAGAGGUGUGUCAGAGCCCAUCUGUCGCCCCCCCAUCUCCCACAUGUGGAGAGAAAAACCUGCCGUGGAAGGAAGAUGUGGAUUCUCUGCCUCCGUGUGUGUCCAGCGAGGCCACUAAAAUCAUCCCUAUAGACCUGCAGGAGGCCUGGAACCAGAGCAUCUCCUCACUGGAAAGCCUGGCCUCACCUCCAGUCUUUCAAGAACCACAGCACCCUCACCCCAACACCUUCUCCAGACUUUCCGCACCCACGCGGCCUCCCACUUCAGCAGAGUUCCACUUCCCUGUAGGCAAAGAGGAGGAGGAGAGCGGCCUCCCUCAGCAGUUGCAGGAAAUACAGCCUCUCAUGUUAUCUGGGAGGCAGUCACUCCAUUCUCUCCCACCCUCUGCCGCAUUGCCUUCUGGGAAGAGGAGGAAUCCGUGUGUGUAUCUGAGGAGUCUUGUAACAACACCACCAUCAAACAGUGUGCCACAUAGCAGGAAACCCACACAGCUGUAGUUUAGGAGUUUCUUUAUCUUUUUCUUUAUAUCUUUAUAUAACUGCUGCUUUUGGGGCCUCCUUAAAACCAUGCUGCUGGCUAAUAUAAAAGCCUCAUGCUGACUUUAUUUUAUAUGAAUUUAAUUUCCAACUUUACAUUUUGUCAGCAGUGGGGUGAAGGAAAGUUAUGGCUCCACAGAUGGACCUUAAGAAACCACUGGCUGACAAGCAGCACCUGCGGUUUCAGUGCCUAUACAAACAGGGCAGUUCGUCUUACAUUGAAAAAUCCUUCCACUUUUUGUGCUUUUCUUCUUUUUUUGUGCGAUCAAAAUGCACGUCAAGAUAUUAGCACAAAAUAUAUUUGCCUUUCCCACAUUAGAGCAGGGGCUUUUGGGUGUGUCAGCCAAUCAUGGCUUUCAUUUACAAGCCAAACACAAGCUUGAAAAGUCUUAGAAAAAUACUUCAAACUAAAAGAAUGUCCAAUUGCUUUUUAGCCCUGCUGUAACUACUUCACUUUUUUUUUUUUUUUUUUUGCCUCUGCCCAGUCAUCCAAAAGCAAAACAAAAGCGAGAGAAUAAGGGGUAUUCAAUCCAGCCAAACCUCACUGUUACGAGUCCAAAUUCCACUUUCUGAAUGACUCUUGGCUGAAAAGAGCAGUCCAUUCUCCCCUGGCUGUGUUCAGAGACCGAAAGGAACCAGUGCUCCGAUUCACUGCGUUCUCAUUUGCGAUGGGGAACAAAACCAGGCAGCUCAAUAAUGAUGUCCCCACACACACACACAACAUGUGUGAAGUGGAUAUACUGCAUGAUGUACGCUCUUAGAUAUCGUGGCUAUAGAUGUGCAUCAUAAACUAGGGUUAGGGUUAGGGUUAGGGUUAGAAUGUAGAUGUGCAUAAUAAACUCAGCAUGAUCUCUGUAACACAUGAGCAGGACAUCAAUUUAUAGUCUAGAUGGGACAUAAGCUCCGUGCUUCUACUCACAGACUAGUUGUGCUGUUUGCUGGAUUGAUCCUCUACUCUAGUUCACAUUUCAAAAGACCUCAUUUUAGCAUUAUUGUAUAAGCCUGUCUUUAUUUCUGUUUUUAUUCCAUGUCACUUGUAAUGUAUUUAUUUGAAGUUGUUCCUCUUUGCACUUACUUAGGGGGAAAUGUGUGAAAUUGUCAAACGCAUACUAAGCAGUUUGAAGGACCAACAUAUACGUAUGUAGAGUUGAAAAGAUCUAAAUGAAUGUUCUAUGUGUUUGUGUGUUUAGCAUUGACCGUCUCUUCACAUGCUGUUGUGUGUUUUGUCUGUAAACAGGUAAUGGAAAUCCACUGUGUAGAAAUCUCUGAAUCAAACAUGUCUUAUAGCAACAUUUUAUUGUAAUCACAGUGGCAGUAUACAAAUGCACAUAACAUGAGUUAAAGAAAUCUAUUCAGUAAUAUAUAUUUAUUUAAAAUGGUUGGUAGUCAUUUGGCCUGCCAAGAGACCUAGGACCAUAGCACAUUACACCUUUGUGUAUGAGAUACUAUCCCUUUAUGCUUGAUGAUUAAAUGUAGUAUUAUAUGCAAAGCUUAUGAUUUUUACCUUAUGAUCAAAAGCCAUGUAAAACCCUGAUUUGGUCAUAUCUAAGCUGCUAUCUCAUUGGUUCGUUUUUCCUCUCUUCUUUUUAUUUAUCUCGGUUAUGUAAUUACGUCUGUUCUCAGAAUAUGUCGUGCCUUUAGAAAGAGUCUGGAACGUGCUGUGUAAGGGGCCUUGAUAUCUGUCGUGCCUGGCAAACAGUUAAAAGCAGUUCGUUUUUUCGUGCUGUCUCACUUAACCUAGUCAUGUUUGUCAGAUAUUUUUCCUUACUGCUUUGUUUUUUUUAUUAUUAUUCAGAUGUACAUGAGAUAUGCGGCUGUUUUAUUGCACAUUUUAAAAUGUUUUCAUUCGAUCUACCCAUCGGGUGUUCUUUUAAAAUUAGAUGAAGAGUCUGUGUGCCAAAUGUUAACCUUGGGUAGUGUCCAAGAGUGAAGCUAAUAAAAAGAUAA
Messenger RNA from Silurus meridionalis, 4940 nucleotides. It is a transcript of the gene slc9a5, whose product is annotated as solute carrier family 9 member A5. The record is from RefSeq and is a predicted model, not a curated record. Gene Ontology annotation, cellular component: membrane. Gene Ontology annotation, biological process: proton transmembrane transport; regulation of pH; sodium ion transport. The transcript has 16 exons. Gene Ontology annotation, molecular function: sodium:proton antiporter activity. NCBI's taxonomy places the organism in Eukaryota, Metazoa, Chordata, Actinopteri, Siluriformes, Siluridae. Bases 126 to 2954 code for a protein of 942 amino acids.